This is a messenger RNA of Geodia barretti, 2750 nucleotides long. Lineage: Eukaryota; Metazoa; Porifera; Demospongiae; Tetractinellida; Geodiidae. The record is from the annotation of a GenBank genome assembly.
GGCGAGGGUUUGCUUCAAAAAGUAGGUGGGGCUCAUAAUCUAGGCUCGUUCGGCGGCGUUCAAAAGGAGGCGGUGGGGCUCGAGAUGAUGCCGCACGUUUUGCUACUGACUUUAGCCGUCAGUAUCUACUGUGGGUGCUCUACGCCUACAAGGCGAGACACGACCCCUGUGACGUACCUCACAUACUUCGCGUUGGACAAUCCGAUGGAACUUCACCCUCUCACUAUAUCGGAUGUAGACGAAUGCUCUAGUCCGAUAAUAGUACUUGGGGGCAUACCAAUUGGCAAAAUUAGAGCUCCUAAUAUCUCGGUUUGUGAGAAUGGGGUUAUCCUAACUGAGCCAACCCAUUUGAGAUCAUCUCUCUGCGUGUGUAGAGGCGAGUUUAAAACUUGUGAAGAUCCCGGAGAAUCUAUAUAUGCCAUCGCACCGUUUUGGAGUAAUAUCAACAACGUCUUUGCAACGCACAAUGCCAGCAUAUCCUAUCAAACUUUCGAGCGAAGCAACAGUUCGCACACUAGGAUUUUUGAACGUGUCUUGGGCUGGAUCUCUCGUGAGCAAAAUAUGGCGGGGAGUAUACAGUUUUUUCCAACGUGGAUGCUAGUUGCUCAAUGGAAAAAUGUGCAUCCGUAUACCAGGCCAAAUGAGAUCGAUCCAAGGACAAAUACCUUUGAAACAAUACUAGUGACCGAUGGAACACAAACAUAUGCUGUUUUCACAUACAACUGUUCAGACCUGGGCUGGGCUAGAGCUUCAAAUACUUUUGUGGCUUCUGACUGCUCAUUUAUUGGAAAUUACAUUGGUGGAAGUUUCACUAAUUAUCUACCUGAAACAAGAGCCUAUGGGUUGCAAAUAGAUAAUAGAACAGCUAACAUAUCCAGAGCUGCUUCAUGCUCUAAUCCGACAACAUGGAACAAUUUCCUAUUCAAUCUUACACCUCAGCGAGUCGUGAAUAUUACUGUAAGAGAGGAAACAGUUGCAGUAGUAAUUGGAGGUGCCAUUACUAUUCAAUUCUACAUCAGCACAUUUGUACAGCAAGAUUUUAUGAUAAAGCUUUCGUUUGUUCCUGAAAUUCCAUACACCACGGAAAAUUCUUCCCAUUAUUUUGCAUGCAAUGGACUGAGUGAAGCAGUUACAAUUGCUGGCAUUGAGAUCAUUACCAUCUGCUCAGCUGGAAGUGUGAAUGUGACUGUUUUAAAUGUAACGGAGGGAGCAUUGGGAGAAUAUACCGUUUCUGUAAAUGUUGAUGAAACAGUAGGUGACACAGCCUUGAGCAAUCUCAAGCUUGAAGAUGUCGUUCUUUCUGAAAACCUCCUUCUGAAGACUUCAGAUCCAUUGCUACUAACUUCAGAUGACAUUGCCUCUGCGAGUGCUGAUUUGCGAGAUCUACAGGCAGCUGCACUUACCAAUGCAAAUGUUCGACAAAAUUAUUUGAAAACGAUUGAUAACCUGAUGCAGGCAGAUGGCAGUUUAAUUGUACAAAGUCAAAUAGAAAACAAUUCCUCUUCUAGGAUACUAGACACCCUCCAGGAGUUUACACUAAAUGUAGAACUACCUGCUAAUAUGACUAAUGAGACAUAUGUUUUUGAUACCUAUGGCUUUGUACUUUUCGACAUAAACCCAAAGCAAUUCAUGAAGAGGAACAUUGGUGCCAACCUAGGACCUCCUGAAGUAGUGAAGAACAUUACAAUACCAGUGAAUAUCAGCUUCUCUGGUGACAUAGAGCAAGAGGGAUUAACAGUGUUCGUAGAAGUUAACGACAACAUGUCAAAUGAGCUUAGACUCUCGGUAGUGGUUUACAGACAGGAGAACUUGUUUCAGAAUAAUGAAACUGGUGCGAAUAUUACAUCAGCAGUAGUGUCAAUAUCAGGAAAACCUAGUAGUGGUCCAUCAUUAACCAUGGGGUUUCUAAGACUUGUUGAAGAUGAUGAGAGUGAAAGUGGAAAUGAGGUUAGAAAAAUCAAAAUAUAAAGUGUUUACUUAUCCAUCCAUUCCAUGCAGCAUCAAGAAGUCUGCUCAAAUUUCAAUACUGGUGGAAAUGGUAGACAAUUCUCUAAAAGUAUAAUACAUAGUCAUCAAUAUUUAUCUUUAUGUAGGUGGCCGGGGAGCAUGGUCCAGCGAUAGCUGUGUGGAAGUCAGUUGCACUGCAAGUGACAGUAACUAUACCUGCUGUGAGUGCCACACAUAUGGACACUUUGGUCUGCUUCUGGUAAGCUAAUUCCGCAGUUAACACGUUAACUUUGCAUUGUAUGCAUUUAGGCUGUGACACCAGUGAUAUUGGACAGGCACUUUGAGGUGGUAUUAGUCGUGUUCUCAUACAUAGGAGCUGCCACUUCUAUCAUAAGUAUCAUUAUACUUCUCAUUACCUACAUUAUGGCAAAGAAACUUCGCAGUUCUACCAGUGGAAAAUUGCUUGUCAAUUUGGGUGUAGCUCUAUUGGGGAUAUAUGUGUUCUUCGUUGUAGGCGGUCACAUACGACCAUAUGGGGAAACACACAUUGUCGAUAUUGCAUGUGGAAUAAAUUCAGCUAUUCUACAUUACUUCAUGUUAGCGUACUUUGGGUGGACUGCUGCAGAAGCUCUCAACCUCUAUUUCAGCCUUGUGAAAGUGUUUGAAGCUAAAUCGAUCAGCCAUUACACAGUCAAAGCUGGACUUAUAAUAUGGGUUAUUCCACUUGGAAUUGUCGCUAUUUCAGCUGGAGCAGGACACACAUUUUAUGUCAAUGAUGUGUAGUAAGUGACGUAGCAUUUCAA